Messenger RNA from Sapajus apella (tufted capuchin), 684 nucleotides. RefSeq names its product FKBP prolyl isomerase 2 (gene FKBP2). The coding region runs from base 164 to 592 and encodes 142 amino acids. Gene Ontology annotation, molecular function: peptidyl-prolyl cis-trans isomerase activity. The record is from RefSeq and is a predicted model, not a curated record. NCBI's taxonomy places the organism in Eukaryota, Metazoa, Chordata, Mammalia, Primates, Cebidae. The transcript has 6 exons. Gene Ontology annotation, biological process: protein peptidyl-prolyl isomerization.
GGCGGGGCUAGGGAAAGUGCCGCGCCAGCGGGCUUGUGGCCGCGGGUUUCGCACGGCCCAAUGAGGGAGGGCGGCGUGGCCCGGCCUGGUAGCGACGAGGACGCGCCUGCGCAGAGGCAGCAGCACCACCGGGGUUGACUCCGGGGGCGCGGCGAGGAGAGACAUGAGGCUGAGCUGGGUCCAGGUCCUGACAGUACUGUCCAUCUGCCUGAGCGCCGUGGCCACGGCCACAGGGGCCGAGGGCAAAAGGAAGCUGCAGAUCGGGGUCAAGAAACGGGUGGACCACUGUCCCAUCAAAUCUCGUAAAGGGGAUGUCCUGCACAUGCACUAUACGGGGAAGCUGGAAGAUGGGACGGAGUUUGACAGCAGCCUGCCCCAGAACCAGCCCUUUGUAUUCUCCCUUGGCACAGGCCAGGUCAUCAAGGGCUGGGACCAGGGGCUGCUGGGGAUGUGUGAGGGGGAAAAGCGCAAGCUGGUGAUCCCAUCCGAGCUGGGGUAUGGAGAGCGGGGAGCUCCCCCAAAGAUUCCAGGUGGUGCAACCCUGGUGUUUGAGGUGGAGCUGCUCAAAAUCGAGCGACGAUCGGAGCUGUAGCCAGACUGGGGAGGGGCGGGGGGAGAGGCCCCCAUCCAGGGACCAGAUUGUUCUUAAAAAAAAAAAAAAAAAAAAAAACCACCUUAGAAGCC